CGACGAAGGUGGUGCAAAUGACUUAUCUAUCUUGACCUCAUGUUGCUUCGCCAUUGCACGAGAGUUUGAUAUAAAAGUAAUUGUAAGUUUGUAACUUCGAUUUUUUUCGAAUAAGAGUUUUCAUUCUAUACAAUUUUUCUUAGUAGCCGUCACCAAAAACAACUAUAAACUCGAUCAACUCAAGUAUGCUAAAUAUUUAUGUGGCCAAGGUAGAAUGCAUCAAGGUCUUCAUCAAAAGAAGAGUUCGAAGGAGGACAAAUUCUUUGGCAGUUGGAAGAUGGCUAUCGACAAAGACACAUUUGAAUUAGAUGGAAAAGGAACGGUGGGUUAUGGUCACUAUGAAAAUUGAAAGAAAUUGGCAGGGAGUAAGCUUUUUUUUGGGGUGGGAUCAAAUUUGCUAGAUUUUUCUUCCCAAAAAUGUGACCUUUCAAAUUGGACUUGGUUGUGGAUUUUGGGAAUGCCUCCAUUCACCCUUCUUCCUCGUCUUCUUCUCCAGCAGCUACAGAAGAGAAGAGAGAGGAGAUCCGAUUCAGUGGAAGAAAAAAAGAAGUCUUUCCAAUUAGUGGACAAACAAUGAAUGGAUACCCGGAAAACAUAUUUCUGGGGCCAAGUCGGAAAAAGAAAAAUGAUGAUGAUGAUGUUCUUGCGAAAGCGAUUUCAAUUAGGUAGUUAAGGGUACAAUUUUGGGCCCUGUGCCAUGCUUCUACUUCCAGUCUUCCACAAAUUACCCAUCAAUCAACUUUUCUUCUUCUUCUUUUCACCCCCACAAAACUGAAGAGUGAAAUUUAGACGCUCCUCAUAAUUUAACUAGGAGCCAAAGUACAUUAUUAAAGAGUGUGGAUAAGUACUUGGGUGAAAUAUGGGAAGCACUCUUUCAACCAAUUAGGAGAGGGGUUGCAUUCCAAGCAUCGAAAGCAGCAGCCUCGGGGUAUGGGUCGGGUGGUCCGGAUUUAGCCAUUUUAAUCACCCGAUCCAUGCACUACGGUUUGAGAAACAUUAAACCCAAAUCCACCCAAAAAAUUUUAAACCCUACGGUUUGUUUCUAAUUUGGUUGGGUCGGGUUGGCGAUAUUUUUAAGUAAAAACCCAACUCAACACAAAAUAUAUAAUUAUUCUGCACCAUAAAAAUAUUUUAUAACUAAUUAAAAUUUCAAAGGAAUAAGCCGAGGUGAAAAGUAUCUAAAUUCACAAGAAAAAGGGUUAUAUGAAUCAUAGCUAUAUUAAAUUUGUGUCUAAACUUUAAGCCGAAAAAUGCAUUAGAUUAGGAAGACCAUGAGAGAAAAACAUGGCGAAAUAUCUUAAUUUUCUCAUAAGUAUGGCUGUAUACGACAUAAAUCUAUUUUGGAUACGAACUCAUACCAAUUAUUGGAACACGGAUGGGGUUGGGUCGGGUUCCAUGGGUUGGGUUGGGUCGGGUUCUACGGGUUGUGUAAUCCAAAAUCCAAACCCAACCCAAAAGAGGCAGGUUGUACAAAAAAAACCCCUUAUCCAACCCAAAACCUUCGUUUUAGCAAUAAAUACGGGUGGGUUGGAUCGAGUUGGACGGGUGAGUCGAUUUGUGGGUGUAUUUGUUCACCCCUAAGCAGCACAAAUGUGGCUGUUUUCCACUUGUAAAUAGGAAACUUUCAAUCGCUGAAAGGGAGUGAUGACAAUUUAUAUUUUCGACUACAGUCAGUUGAGUCACAUUCGUGUCAUCUCAAAAUUCGUGGACGAACUACUGAGAUUAUGAGUAGAUCCAAUCCAAAAGUGUUGAUGUGUUAACCACCUACACAAAUGCAGGAAAUUGCUGUUGGUUGGGAUAUAUUUAUCAUUCAAACAAAUAUAUAAUAAAAAAAAUUAAGAGGAGGAUGGGAAUUGUGAAAGUCAAUGUAACAGAAAACAAAGGAUAGUAGGUAAAUUUUUGUUCCUGCUGAAUGAGCAAAGAUGCUAUUCUUGUCCAACAACAUUAAUAUGUGUAAUUUGUUCCACCUCAUAAUAAUGUUUUCCUGUCAGCUUUUUGAUUCUUUGUAAUAUUUUUUUAGGGCUUUCUAGCUAACCUUCUUCAUCUUAACUGUGAGUACUGGCUACAGUGGCGCAGUCACAGAGUCAGACCAACCUUACUCUCUCUGUGCGUAAGAGAGAUGGAAAGAGAGAGAGAGCGCAAUGAUUCAGUUUUUUCCCUCAAAUGCGAAUUUUUCAUAGUUUAGUAAGUUCCAUGCCCACCUGCGCUCCUCAUUCAAACCCCUCUUUUCCCCCAUUUUUUAGCUCUAAGAAUGAGAGAGAGGGAGAUAGGGAAAAUAAACAAUUGAGAAUCCAAUUGGGGUUUAAAGUUUUUGUUUUGUUUGGUUGUAAUUAAUUAAGUCGAUAAUCCAUCCUUGUGGGUUUUUGGUGUUGGUGAGCUGUGCCUGUGUGUGUCCACUGCUACAAUUCCCAUGGCUUAACCACUUCCUUCCCCUUUCUCACAUGGCUCCAUAAUAAUCUCACUUCCAUUACCAUCUCUCUCCCCUCCCUUUCCUCUCCGUUUCUCUCUGUCUAGAGAUGUUGGAUCAUCAGCUUGAGAAAUCAUCAUGACCUCCUCCCAACAAACACUUCUUCCCCUUCAAUUCCUUCUACUCCUUUUGGUUCGCUUCUCUUCCGCCAUUAACACCGAUGGAAUCCUUCUGAUGUCCUUCAAGUUCUCGAUCCUCAGCGACCCGCUCAAUGUGCUCCAGGGCUGGAACUACGACGACCCAACUCCCUGCUACUGGAAGGGCGUCCUUUGCUCCUCUCCCGCUGGGAUCGACGGCUCUUUAGCUCGAGUCGUAGCUUUGUCGCUUCCCAACUCGCAGCUCCUCGGCUCCAUCCCUGCCGAUCUCGGCGCCAUUCAGCACCUCCAAAGUCUGGACCUUUCCAACAAUUCGCUUAAUGGGUCGCUCCCGAUCUCCAUUUUCAACGCUACCCAUCUCCGGAUUCUCGAUCUGUCCAACAACUUGCUUGCGGGUCGAAUCCCGGAAAGCGUCGGCCAGUUGCAGAGCCUCGUGAUGCUUAAUUUGUCUGACAAUGCCAUGACAGGGGGUUUGCCGGUCGGUCUUGCUACGCUGCAGAAUCUGACGGAGCUUUCUCUAAGGAACAAUUACUUCUCCGGCGAGCUUCCGGGUGGGUUUAAUCGGGUCGAAGUGUUGGAACUGUCUUCCAAUCUCGUCAAUGGAUCUCUGCCUCCUGAUUUUGGGGGAAACAGCCUCCGUUACUUGAACGUCUCUUACAACCGGCUUUCGGGGAGGAUCCCGGCCGAAUUCGCGGCGAAAAUCCCGGGUAACGCCACCGUCGACCUCUCUUUCAACAAUUUGACCGGAGAGGUGCCGGAUUCAAGUGGGUUUCUCAACCAGAAAUCCGACUUCUUCGCCGGGAACACUGAUCUCUGCGGCGGCCCGACCACGAAGCCCUGCCCCAUUCCUUCUUCUCGUGUCAAUUCAUCUGCCCCGACGACAUCCCCUCCUGCAAUCGCCGUGCUUCCUAGGACAAUCGCCUCCAGCCCCGCCGACUCCGCGCCGGGGAAAGACAAAUCUCGCCGGCAAGAACAGAGCAGUAGGCUAAAAACAGGGACGAUCAUCGGAAUCGUGCUCGGCGACGUCGCCGGGGUCGUGAUUCUGUUCGUGGUGUUCUUUUACGUCUAUUACUUCAUCAAGAGAAGAAAGAAGAAGGAAGCCCUCGGAACUGGUAACCCAAACGACGCCGGAUUCGCCAAGGACGACUCCACCUCGUCGUCUUCCUCUUCCGAAUCCAGAGGAUUCGCCACGUGGUCCUGCCUCCGGAAGAAGAGCGAAAACGACGACGACGACUCCGACACGUCGACAUCCGACAACGACGAGCUCGAAUCCAAAUCCGCCGCGGGCGGCGGCGCUGAGGUCCAUCCCGAUCAGAGCAGCAGCAACAGCAAUGCCGGUAAAGGAGGGACGCUGGUGACCGUCGACGGUGGCGAGAAAGAUCUCGAGCUCGAGACCCUCCUCCGAGCCUCCGCCUACAUCCUCGGCGCCACCGGGUCGAGCAUCGUGUACAAGGCGGUGCUUGAGGACGGAACUUCCCUCGCCGUCCGACGAAUCGGGGAAAGCCAGGUCGACCGGUUUAGGGAUUUCGAGAACCAGGUUCGGGUCAUAUCCAAAUUGAUCCACCCGAACCUGGUCCGGAUCCGCGGGUUCUAUUGGGGUCCCGACGAGAAGCUCAUCAUCUAUGAUUUCGUCCCCAACGGCAGCCUCGCCAACGCCCGUUACCGGAAAGCCGGGGGAUCGUCGCCGUGUCAUUUGCCGUGGGAGGCCCGGCUCAAAAUCGCCCGAGGAGUGGCCCGUGGGCUUACCUUUCUGCACGAGAAGAAACACGUCCACGGAAACUUGAAGCCCAAGAACAUCCUCCUGGGCUCGGACAUGGAGCCCAAAGUUGGAGACUUCGGGCUUGAGAAGCUCAUCAUCGGCGACACAAGCUACAAGGGCAGCGGAUCGGCUCGGAAUUUCGGGAGCAAGAGGUCCACGGCGUCGCGGGAGAGCUUCAUGGACUUCGCGUCGACCGGGCCCAGCCCGAGCCCUAGCCCGAGCUCGAUCGGAGGGCUUUCGCCGUACCAUGCACCCGAAUCGCUUCGAAGCCUGAAGCCCAACCCGAAGUGGGAUGUGUAUGCGUUCGGGGUCAUAUUGCUCGAGCUGUUGACGGGGAAGGUCAUAACGGUGGACGAGACGGGGCAAGGGAGUAAUGGGCUUGCGGUUGAGGACCAGACUAGGGCGUUGCGGAUGGCUGACGUGGCGAUCCGAGCUGACGUGGAGGGAAAAGAAGAGGCCUUGCUGGCAUGCUUCAAGUUAGGUUAUAGUUGUGCAUCUCCACUUCCUCACAAAAGGCCAGCCAUGAAAGAAGCCUUGCAGGUUCUUGAGAAAAUCCCUACACCGCCUUCUGCUUCUUCAAUGUUUCUUUAUGGUCAGUGAUGGAAAAAAAGGAUCAUGAAUUUGAUUUGUAGAGAGUAUGUAUGUUAUGUAGCAAUAUUGACCUGUUUUUGUCGCAGAAAAAGAGUGCACUCUUUUCGUUUUAAUCUUUUUUUCCCUUGUUCUUAUUGCAGAGAGUUGUAAUUGUCUAACAGGGUUGGUAGAUCUUUAAGUUGCACACUAAUCUUAUUAUAGCAUCUUGUUAAUUAUGAUCCCAAUUAUUGGCAUUUCUCAGCUUGGUGCUAAGUUAGAUGAUAGAUAAGUGAAGGGUUUGUCCGCUAGAUAGACAGGAUAUUUGGUGCCAAAUUCAUGAAUCUGAAUGUGGCUGAUUUGAACCGUGAUAAUUGAGAAACAGGCUCAGUUUUUAUGAACUAUUUUAUUUACUAAAUUUGUUACAAAUUU
Messenger RNA from Linum trigynum, 5320 nucleotides. NCBI's taxonomy places the organism in Eukaryota, Viridiplantae, Streptophyta, Magnoliopsida, Malpighiales, Linaceae. The record is from the annotation of a GenBank genome assembly.